AUGGAGGAGUGGGCGGAGGGAGGGUUCGAAUCGGAUAAGGUCCUGGGGUCCUUUCAAACCUUCGCGAGCUGUUGCCGAUUUGUGGUGUGGCCGGCUGGCCGGGGGGGGGUUUCUUUGCUUUCCCUUCUUUUCACUUUUGUUACACCCGCCAUUUCGGCCCCCAAGGGGUUUGCUUCUUUAGACUCCUCUGCACCAUCCCCCAGUGUUUGCCGGGAUUUAGCUCAUAUCCCGACGCCCGUCCUGAGUGUCAGCCGCCCCGGCAAGGCAAUGAAUGUAUGGACUGCCACAUUCCUCAACUGCCGGGCCAGUGGGUCCGAAAGGGCGUAUGAGUGCGUCCAAACACUGAUGAUGAGAUCGAAAGGGUGCUUCUGGCCAAGAGGCUAG
Molecule: messenger RNA, 384 nt
Organism: Colletotrichum higginsianum IMI 349063
Lineage: Eukaryota; Fungi; Ascomycota; Sordariomycetes; Glomerellales; Glomerellaceae
Exons: 2
Coding region: 1-384 (127 amino acids)
Source: RefSeq, a predicted model, not a curated record